AUGGACAACGGAUACCCUUAAACCACUGAUCCAAAAAUACUUUAGGAUUUUAUAAAAACUGAAAGUCAUUAACUAGUUAAAAAAAAUGAGUAAAAUGAUUAGAAUUUAUCGAAAUUUGCAACUAUGUCAACUUCAAGUAUACCUUGGAGACCUGAAGGGAUAAAACAUAAAAAAAAUGAGAUAUAUUUAGAUGUAUAUGAGAAAUUAAAUAUGUUAAUUUCUAAAUAAGGAAAUGUUAUUGAAGCGGAAAUUAUAGGCACUGUAAUUGCAAAUUCAAUGCUUUCAGGAAUGCCUGAUUGUCGAUUGGGAAUUAAUGAUAAGGAAUAUUACGAAAGUUCGGGUAUUAAUAGUAAUGGGAAGAAUAUUUCUUUCGAAGAUAUGAAAUUUCAUUAAUGUGUGAGGUUAUCUAAGUUUGAAAAUGAAAGAAUUAUAGCUUUUGUUCCACCUGAUGGAGAAUUUGAGCUUAUUUCAUAUAGAAUACCGGUGUAAAUACGUCCACUUUUUAAUGUAGAUGUAAUUAUUAAUUAAUAAUUUACAAAUAAAAUUGAGAUUAUGGCUAAAGCAAGAUCUAAUUUUAAGGAAAAAUCAAGCGCAUCGGAUGUUAUUAUUUAUAUACCAAUACCUGAAGAUGCUUAGAAACCUGAAUUUAAUUGCUAAUUCGGAAAAGCUAUUUAUGCAACUGAAAAAGAAGCGAUUAAAUGGGAAUUUAAAACUUUUGAAGGCGAAAGGGAGUAUGUCAUGUCUUCAACUUUUAAAUUACCAACUGUAGAAAGUGUGGGAAGAAAUAAUUUCAAAUAAAAACCGAUUGUUAUGGAAUUCGAGAUUCCUUAUUAUACAGUUACUGGAUUCUAAGUAAGAUAUUUAAAAAUAGAAGAUAAAAGUGGAUAUAAUUCUUAGCCAUGGGUUAGAUAUGUUACGAGAAACGGGGAAUAUUAAAUUAGAAUGAAUUGA
Ichthyophthirius multifiliis is the source of this 951-nucleotide messenger RNA. RefSeq lists its product as hypothetical. The record is from RefSeq and is a predicted model, not a curated record. Gene Ontology annotation, cellular component: cytoplasmic vesicle; clathrin adaptor complex. The transcript has a single exon. NCBI's taxonomy places the organism in Eukaryota, Ciliophora, Oligohymenophorea, Hymenostomatida. Gene Ontology annotation, biological process: intracellular protein transport; vesicle-mediated transport.